This is a messenger RNA of Lutzomyia longipalpis, 633 nucleotides long. RefSeq names its product cytochrome c oxidase subunit 7A, mitochondrial (gene COX7A). Gene Ontology annotation, biological process: regulation of oxidative phosphorylation; mitochondrial respirasome assembly; mitochondrial electron transport, cytochrome c to oxygen. The transcript is spliced from 3 exons. NCBI's taxonomy places the organism in Eukaryota, Metazoa, Arthropoda, Insecta, Diptera, Psychodidae. The record is from RefSeq and is a predicted model, not a curated record. Bases 112 to 393 code for a protein of 93 amino acids.
AGUGGGAGUUUAUGGAAAUAGUUCAGUCUGGAAAACAUCGAUUUCUGAUAAAUUUUCUUGUCCACUUUUUCCUUCAUUUUUCCAGGAAUUAGCACACGAAAUCGCUUCAAAAUGAGCCUUGUUCGAAAUGUGGGGCGAUUGGCCCAGCAAGGUGCUCGCCAGGUAUCUACAACCUCCGUGUGCAAUGCCGCAAAGGGUGACAUCCAUCCCGGAUACUUCAGGCUAAAGGAGGUCCAGGCCAAAUUCCAGAAACCUGAUGGACUUCCGGUUCAUCUGAAGAUGGGCGCUAGAGAUCAGAUUAUGUACAGAGUUACGAUGGGCUCGUGCCUGAUUGGUCUUGGGUUUGUCUUCAAGCUCUUCUACGACCUCAGCUAUCCCCCAAAACCAGAAUAAUUUCUUAAACACAAAAAAACCAAUGCCAAUCCUCCGUAGUCGUCUCGUUAGCUAAAAAAAAAUAUUUAUGUUCAACAUCUUUCCAACAUACAACACGGGUCAGGUCAACAGAACAUUUCCACAUAAGCAUUUCGGUUCGAUUUUCAGGAUCUAUAAUUUAAAAAAGAAUAAAGAAACAAACUUAUAUUUCAAUAAUGGAGAGGCAUUUAAAUAAAGCGUAAUGUAUUCGUGAAAUAAUAA